Molecule: messenger RNA, 553 nt
Organism: Anopheles aquasalis
Lineage: Eukaryota; Metazoa; Arthropoda; Insecta; Diptera; Culicidae
Product: transmembrane protein 42
Source: RefSeq, a predicted model, not a curated record
UAUACGUCAUCCGUCAAAAUCCGAUUCGAUCCUUCGUGUGUUUAUGGCCUCGAGUGGCCAGUUUUCAGCGACAGUUUUUUCGCACCGCAAGAUGGAAAACCACCGGCCACAGUAUGCGGUUAUUGCUGGCCUGUGUGCAUCGUCGGCCAGCUUGUUCGGGAAAUUAACGUCCAACAGCGAGCGGGUGGCGGAAAACAUCGGAAUCCCAGGCUGGCACUUGCUGGCCCAAGUGCUCUGCAUAGCAACCAUGAUCCUGCUGAACGGCGGCGUAUGGCGGUUUUUUGUUAAAGCUCUCCACACCGGAACCGGAUCGUCGCUGGUCGCGUCGUUGGUUAGUGCAGCAACGAAUUACGUCGCCUCGGCACUGCUUGGUUGGUUAAUUUUUGAUGAACAAAGCACGAUCGUCUGGUGGUUCGGUACAUCGUUGGUCCUUGCCGGUUUGCUUCUCAUCUUAAGCGGAACGGAUAACGAAGAACACGAGCAGCAGCAGCGGCCACUGCAUAAGGACGAAUGAUCGAGUAUGGAAUGAAAUAGAUCUUUUUUGGAUUUAUUA